Messenger RNA from Naumovozyma castellii, 1194 nucleotides. RefSeq lists its product as uncharacterized. Bases 1 to 1194 code for a protein of 397 amino acids. The transcript has a single exon. Lineage: Eukaryota; Fungi; Ascomycota; Saccharomycetes; Saccharomycetales; Saccharomycetaceae. The record is from RefSeq and is a predicted model, not a curated record.
AUGUUUAAUUAUUUGAUCAGUAAAUUUCCAAGGCCAACCAUCAUCACUGUCACUAAAAGAGAAACAACAUUUCAAAAUAUGGCGUCACAGCUCACCAACUUCUGGCAGUUUUUAACAAAUGUCUUUGCAAUCCCUGAUGACGAGAAGGAGGAUAUAUUCAAACCAAGGGAGACCCUAGAAGGGAAGAUAGAGGCAAGGCUGGAGGGAAUCAUAUUAGACCCGAAAUAUAAAGAUAGCAAGAAAAUAUCAGAAGGAGACUGGAAAUUUAAUGAUUAUUACAAAUGUGUCCCUUCAUAUAAUCCGGUUCUUACCAAUAUUUGCCAUGACAUGAGGGCUUUAGGCCAGUGCACAGAUGUUGGAAAGUCCUGUAUCAAUUCAUCUUCAGAAUCACUUUCUUCAGAACAAAAGGCGGUUCUUAUCAUUCGUGGGCCUUACGGUACUGAAAAUCCAACGUUGUUUAUGUAUAAGGAGGAAGCUCAUCCCAUUAACACUGCAAACUUCUUACCAUUGGUAGAGAAAUAUGGAGGAGCACAUAAAGUGAGUGCUAUUCUUUCUUCUGAAACAGACCAUUUCACUUUGAAGAAAUUAGAAUGUGAACCAAAUAAAGAUGAGAAAGGAGAUACACUCAGCAUCAUUUAUGAACACUUAGAGCGAACAAUAGAUAUGAUUCCACCUGUCUUCUUUCUUGGGUUCCAUCAAACGGAAAGCCAAAUGCCUUUGGUUACUCUUAUACGUAAUUAUUGUUACACUCUGAAACUUGAAAUGGGAACUCCAACAGCAGUGGAGAUAUCAAAAUUGUUGAAUUCAACAGGAGCAGAAAUACGCUGGCAAUUACGUUAUAAUGAUCGCGAACGAUUGCGGGGUUAUUUGAGUGAUUGUUACUUCUUGGCGGGAAUUAUGUUACUGGGAAUCCUUCCAGGUUUAGGUUGUGGUAUAAAUCGGAUUUUCAUUAAUGAUGCUAAGAGUUGUUUUGAGAUAUUAAAAAGAAUUGACAGUACAGAAGAUCCAGAUCAGGAAAAGUUUCGUAUUCGGUAUAUAUCGUCUAACCCUAGUGUUGAUAUUGUUAAACUCUGCAUGGAAGUUAACCCUGAAGAGAAUAUUGAUAUACAGCAAAUGAUUUUACCCAUUAGUAGUAGUUCUAGCAGUUCCUCGGUUUCUUCGACUCUACGAACCGCAUCACCCUAUGGUCGUUAA